UAUUGGCGGUGUAAUCAAGCAAACCAAUUUCCAAAAAAUGAACCGACACAGAUUUUUAUAACUAUUUACGAUUGUGUGACAAUUUAUUCUUUAGUAAAACGCAUAUUUAUUGGGAAAAAACUUUUAUGCUAAUUUUGUUCGAGUUCAUAUUUUAAAAAACAUUGUUAAUGUUGAAUUAUCACGUAACACUGGAUUCGGACGGUUUCGGACAGUAUUUCACUACAAUAAACCUCCAUGAUGGCAUUUAGAGAUGACAAUACCACUUUAAUACGAAUGAAGCGAGACUUUGACGCGUUUAUAAGUAGUCACAAUGACAGUCGGGGUGUGAAGCAGUUUAAGCUGGAUGACAUUGGAAAUGACAGUCUCAACGACCGAUCUGCUGAGACAACAGAGGCAGUUUCUGUGCAAGCUCUUUUGGACAAAGAGAGACAAUAUAAGACAAAGGAAGCUGAGUAUAUUCAUGGGAAAAGUGAACUCAUCCGGCUUAAGACAAAACUAUCCAACCUGGAAAGAGAAAAUAAGCAGGCAAGGAUUGAUCUUGAACAGCAGCUGGAGAAGGCAUUAACAGAAAAGACGCAUGAAAGCAACAGAGUCAGCGUUAUCAGUUCCCAGUUGAAGAGACUGGAGGAGAAGGAGAGUGCGGGGCGCGAGUUGUUGGCAGAAUGCAGGCGGGACCUGGACAGGCAGAGAGCCAAGUUUGAUGCACAGAUACUGGCACUACAGAAAGAAAAGAUCCAGCUCUCAGAUGAACUGCAACAGGAGAAGGACGCGUGCUGGGAGAAGAUCACGGAGCUGAAGAGUGAGGUGAUGAGGAGGGAGAGUGAGCUGAACAUCUGUCAGUGUACCCUGGAGGAGACCAAGGCUCAACUCAAACUGCAGAGCAAGAGAUCUGCCGACAUAACCAGCCAAAUGCAUGAAUGCGGAGAGCUGAAGUUGAAGAUCACUCAGUAUGAACAGAAGGUCAAGGAGCUGGAGCUGCAGCUCUCCCGCUUGGAGGAGGACAGUGUGGUGGGGAAGGCAAUGAAGUCACAGCUUGCCACUUUCCAGCACAUGGAGAGACAGAACAGAAAACUACUAGACGAGAACACCUACCUCAAGGGUAUUCAAGAAAACAAUCUGCUUCUAAAAGAACAACACGAGUCAAUGAAGGCACAGGUAGAACGUCUUGAAGCAAAACUGAGUAACUUUCAUGCGACUAUGGCAGAAAAUGAGGAAUUGAAACAAAACCUUGACAAGUGGGAAAACCUCGACACAUCAGGGCACAAGCUUAAGUCACCAACAGAUUUGAGCAAGCGUGUUGCAGAACUGCAGAAUGCAGAAGCCAUCAUGCUGUGCCAUCAAGGAGAACUGCAAACAAACCUGAACAUGAAGGAUGUGGCCGUGCGCUCUCUUCAGGACCAGCUCUCACAUCAGCAGACGUUGCUCAACAACGAGAAGGCCAAACAAAACCACCAGGCCGAUCUCAUCAAGAGACUGCAAAGGAAACUGCUUCUCGUAACCAAGGAGCGGGAUGGCUUUAAGAGAAUCAUCGACUCAUACGAGAGUGAAGUGACGGUGUCCAUGAGUCCAAGCUCCACGAGUGCCAUGAACCGCGUCCAGUUGCUGGAGGAGACCGUGCAGGGAUACAAGAAGCAGACGGAGACCCUGGAGAGGGAGUGUGCCGAGCUGGGAACCAGACUGGAGCAGGCAGAGAAACAAUGCAAGCAGCUGGAACUAAGCCUGUCAGAGAAGCAGAUGAAAGUAGCGGUCAGUUCGUCAGGGUUGUCGUCUGAGUCUGACAAGCAGACGAUACUCAACCUGCGAGAGAGGAUUGUCCACCUGGAGAAGUUACUGGAGCAGUCUGAGCAGGACAAGAACAACCUGGAGUGUCGCAUUGAGCAGCGCCAUCUACAGGGUGACUAUGACCCUACCAAGUUAAAGGUCCUUCACUUAAAAAUGAACCCAGUCGACGUAGAGCUGGGUCGUAAGAGAGAGGAGUUGACAAAACUGCAGGAAGAGAAUGCUCGCCUGCGACAGAGGAUCAAACUUCUGGAGGAGAAUGAAGGGAAGAUUGAGGACCUGACUGUCGCAGUUGAAGCCAAAUUGAAGGAGCCCGGCUCUAGUAAGGAUAUUGAGGAAAUGAGAUCCCAACUGAGCUUGGCAGAGAUGAAGAAUAAAAGACUGAUGGAGGCAUUUAAGGUGAAGUCGCAGGAGGUUCGAGAGGUGUGCUACCAGCUGACCGGCUACAAGAUUGACAUCCCCAUCUCCAACCAGUACCGACUCACCAGCAUGUAUGCAGAGUCCCCCAGCGACUUCCUGCUAUUCCAGAAGAACUCUCAGGGCAAUGUGGAGGUGCUGGGUACAAGUUUCUCGUCGACGGUGCAAGACCUGAUAGAGACGUACCUGAUCCAGGGGGACAGCAUCCCUGCCUUCCUGAGCAGUGUCACUCUAGAACUCUUCUCCAGACAGACCAUGAACUUUGGUUGAUACUGCUGGGGUAGGCAUAGGGGCCUCACUCUGGGUAAACAGGGUUUACUGCAUGUACGUAAACGUUCCUACCAGAUUAGUCUGUGCAGUUCGCAUGGAUUAUUGUUAUUUGGGAUAUUUAAAGUCUGGCAGGCAUUGGAAACGAAAUAUUGCAUACUUGUACAUGUAGAUGGACAAAUGUACUUGUUUAAAGUAUCAGGCCUAUUCCCUUUAAAUUUAGUUAAAGAUGCAUGUGGUACUUCAAGCAUGUCAAUGUACAUAACAUAAACACAUUAAGCAUGGAACUGUAUUUCAGACAAGAAACAGUGCAGUACAACUCUGUAUUGUUGAAUUCUAUGUAUACCAUCUAUCUGUUUGUUUAAAAGUUGUAUGUUCAAAAGGGGAUAACAUUAACUUGUGUCAUAUGUUUUUGUUUUGUAUAAAGAUGUAUAUAUGAGGCUUUGAAAAUAAAUAUGGAAACUUAAAGAUAA
This is a messenger RNA of Dreissena polymorpha, 2936 nucleotides long. RefSeq names its product mitotic spindle assembly checkpoint protein MAD1-like. The record is from RefSeq and is a predicted model, not a curated record. Gene Ontology annotation, biological process: attachment of mitotic spindle microtubules to kinetochore; mitotic spindle assembly checkpoint signaling. The transcript is spliced from 17 exons. Gene Ontology annotation, cellular component: kinetochore; nuclear envelope; mitotic spindle. Lineage: Eukaryota; Metazoa; Mollusca; Bivalvia; Myida; Dreissenidae. The coding region runs from base 235 to 2466 and encodes 743 amino acids.